This is a messenger RNA of Schistosoma turkestanicum, 597 nucleotides long. The record is from the annotation of a GenBank genome assembly. Lineage: Eukaryota; Metazoa; Platyhelminthes; Trematoda; Strigeidida; Schistosomatidae.
AUGUCAUACUUAGCAACUGGAUCGCUCAUAGUUUUCAGCCUGUUUUUUAUAUUUAAAGGAUUGCGAAGGUACUUUCAUUUCGAAAUCGAUAAGAACUCAGCACACUAUGGUGGGGAGCUGGUUGCAGAUGUAUUAAAGGCGCAUAAUGUACCAUUUAUUUUUACGCUCACUGGAGGCCACAUAUCACCAAUAUUGGUUGCUGCAGAAAAAGAAAAUAUACGUGUGAUUGACGUUAGGCAUGAAGCAUCUUCUGUGUUUGCCGCUGAUGCCGUCUCAAGACUUUCGGGUUCCGUUGGUGUGGCUGUUGUUACGGCAGGUCCUGGUCUUACUAAUACAGUGACAGCAGUAAAGAAUGCUCAAAUGGCUGAAUCUCCUGUAGUUAUUUUAGCUGGAGCUGCUUCUGGACUUUUACGUGGCCGUGGAUCACUUCAGGAUAUUGACCAGCUCGCUGUUUUCCGCCCAGUUUGUAAAUGGUGCAAACGUGUAGACUACGUCAGAGAUAUUAUUCCUGUUCUUUGUGAAGCAUUUUAUAUUGCGCAAUCGGAUACACCUGGUAAAUUUAUCUAUUUCCUGUGGUUGAUAUACUUAGUAACAUAA